This is a messenger RNA of Rubroshorea leprosula, 2121 nucleotides long. The record is from the annotation of a GenBank genome assembly. Lineage: Eukaryota; Viridiplantae; Streptophyta; Magnoliopsida; Malvales; Dipterocarpaceae.
CCUCAUUUCUCCAUCAGCCUUUCUCUUUUCUUUCCCUACUCAUCCUUCGUCUUUCUUCUUCUUAUUCUUUCUCUCUCUCUCUCUUCUCUGUUCUUCUUCCUUUCCAGAUCUGGGUUUCUCUUCUCCCUUCUUCUUCCUUUCCAGAUCUGGGUUUUCUCAAACCCAGAUCUGGGUUCUUUCAAACCAACCCAAAUCUGGGUUCUCAAAGAGAUGGGUGUUUUUGACAGAUUUUCUUAGGAGCAAAAGCGAAGGAAGAUACUCUGAUUACAGCGCCGACACAGACAACAAAAAAGAAGAAGACGAUAUUGAUUUCGAUCUCAAAACAGAAGGUUAUCAAUAUUAGCAAUUUCAAGUUUUUUGUGGCUUAUUCUGGGUGGUAGUUUAAAGUUGUUUGUAAGGGUUUCUUUUGAGUUUUAAGGAUACCCUUUUCAGAUUGGAAUUUCGAGUCGAAACUUGAUGUGGGUUCUGCAGAAUUUUGCCAAUGGGGAAGAAAAUUUAAGAAUAAUUUUAAUACUUUUUAAAAAAAUUUUUCUACCGUGUGAACUACUUGAGCCUCCACCAUGGCCGGCAAUAGAGCCAUAACGCUCGAGGAGAUCAAGAGCGAAUUAGUCGAUUUGGAAAUACCUGAGAAGACAAAAGAUAGUUCAGGGAAACCAUGGCAGCUUAUUGGUUUGUUGCCUCUAUUUGAUCCUCCAAGGCAUGACAGUGCGGAAACCAUUAGAAUGGCUAAAGUCCUUGGCGUGGAUUUUAAGAUGAUUACUGGUGAUCAGCUUGCCAUCGCCGAAGAAACUGGGAGGAGGCUUGGAAUGGGAACGAACAUGCACCCUUCUUCCUCCCUGCUUUUUGAAGAUAAGGAUGCUUUAAUGGCUGCUGCUUUCCCUAUAAAUGAGUUCAUUGAGACGGUAGAUGGAUUUGCUGGAGUAUUACCAGAACACAAAUAUGAAAUUAUUAAGAGGCUGCAAGAGAGGAAACAUAUCUGUGGUGUGACUGGAGAUGGUGAUGCAACUGCUUUGAAGAAGGCUGAUAUUGGAAUUGCUGUUGCCAAUGCUUCAGAUGCUGCUAGAAGUGCAGCGGAUAUUGUCCUUACUGAACCAGGGCUUAAUGCCAUUAUAAGUGCAGUGCUAACCAGCAGGGCUGUUUACCAAAGGAUGCAGAACUACAUAAUCUAUGCUGUUUCUGCCACCAUCCAUAUUGUGUUUGCUUUCAUGUUUAUUGCCUUGAGAUGGUCGUUUGACAUUGCUCCUUUUAUGGUCUUAAUUAUUGCCAUCCUAAAUAACGUGACAAUCAUGACAAUAUCAAGAGACAGAGUGAAGCCAUCUCUACAGCCUGACAGCUGGAAGCUGAGAGAGAUUUUCACUACUGGUAUUGUUCUUGGAGGAUACUUGGCAUUCAUGACUGUAUUAUUUUUCUGGGCUAUAACAAACACCACUUUCUUCGAGGACAAGUUUCAUGUAACUCUCUACCACUGGUGGCAUAAUGGUGAGACGGUCCUCUACCGCCCGUGGCAUAAUGGUGAGUCGGUUCAGAAAAUAACGGCAGCUUUAUACCUUCAAGUGAGUAUUGUGAGCCAGGCCCUUAUUUUUGUGACACGAUCCCGAAGCUGGUCUUAUGUUGAACGCCCCGGACUUCUGUUAAUCAGUGCUUUUAUAGUCGCUCAGCUGGUAGCAACCCUGAUUGCAGUCUAUGGAAUUUGGGGUUUUGCUAAUAUAGAAGGUACUGGCUGGGGAUGGGCUGGAGUGAUCUGGCUUUAUAGUGUUGUGACUUAUAUCCCUCUUGAUCUUCUCAACCGCUCUGUGCCUUUACCAGCAAUUACUCGACCAAGUUGGGGUCUGGAGCAUUUGGGAGCAUUUGGGAUUGUUUAUAGAGGGCAGUUUCCCAAUGGAUUCAAGAUUGUAGUGAAGUUGCUCGAGAAAAGUUCUGAAAGAGCAGCAACGAAUGAGGAUCUAAUGAAAGCCUUGAGAUUGUAGCAGUGCCAAUCGGAUUUGUAAAGAGGCGUUUCCUCUGAAUCAUCGCUGAAUUCCUUGUUACUUGCGUUUCAAGUUAACCGUGGCAUUCUUCCUUCUUCUUCCUUUGAUAAAACCUCCGAAUCUGAAAUUGCAUAAAUACAGAGAAACUUAUUGA